AACAAAGUUGUCGCCAAGAAUACUAAAUAUGAGAAACUCAAAUCAACUCACAAUCUACGAGUGGAGUUAUGCUGAAAUGAUUGAGAAGUUUAUGAAGACUUCAAUUCUAUCAGAGACGAAUCAUUUUUAAGCGAUGUCUGCCUCAGAUAGAGGUGGUGAGGAGAGGUCAUUGAGUCCGAUGGAUGUGGACAAUGCAAACCAAGUAAGCUAUAAGUCGUCCAGCAGCUAUUCCUCCAUUGGUGCUGGAGGACAAAUGUCAUCUUAUCCUCGGAAUAACUCGCACGACUCCUUAGUGAAUGGAGUGAAUUCUGGAAACUCGAAUGACGCCCCUGAGACACCCAUGGGUAAGAUAGGAGACCAAUGGAAGACGCACGAUAGCGUUCCCUGUGAUGAACGCCGUGGCUGUACAAAUCAUCCAAGUAACCGUAUUGCUUCUUCCUCAUUGACAAAUAAUUCAUCAUACCGCGACCUGCACUCUUCAUCGACAGGACUUGAUGUGAAUACAGAUCUUGUGUACUCGAGACAUUCAUUGCAAGUUAACAGAAAUGAUGAUCGAGAGUACGAUUCAGCCACAUCGACUGGAUUUCACGUGGCCUCCCAAGAAGACGAUGCAGCAACCGCGCGUUUCUUAGCAAGUAAAGCGGUUGAUGGGUCCAGUACAGUUCUAGAUACAGCUGAUCUCGACCGAGUAGUGCUUGACGCCGCUUCACAUGCUUCCUCAUUGCUGAUAGAUUUGGCUGACACUCAAGCCGCUGCCGUGUCUUCGCUGCCAUCAGUCAAAUCCAAACAACGACCUUUGUCUCUCCCUCAAAUGGAUUUAUUUUCUGAAAAUGUUAUUGCUCAGCACGCACCGCCAAGCUUUGUUAAGGGUGUGAAAGAUUACGUUGGUUCUGCAGGGGCAACUCCAAUAUCGCAACAAACUGAAUCCGAAACUAAUUUCCCCUCGAAUACUCAUCACAAUUCGUACCAGAAUAGAGACGUAGUACCACAGUCCUCCUCCAUCAUUAGUGAUGAGUACGAGUCACGUAAAGAUGAUAAAUAUAAAAUAUCAUCCCUCACGGACACAGCAAUGUUCGACAAAAGCAGGGGCUUGUCAGAGCUCUCCCAGGAACGUGGUGCUGAUCGGGGCUCUGAAGAUGCCACCUGUGCUCGGGCAAGCAGCCCUGGGUCUCCCACGUCAGCUGACAAGAAAUAUCGUCAAAUAAAAUUCCGCGAGAAUCCGACUACCAACUUCGAAAAGGCGCUGGCGGCUCACACUGAAGAAAUCAUCAUCCAAACAGCGGGAGACUCGGCAGAAGACUGCUCCAUCUGCCUGUGUGGAGCACAUGAGGAGUCCCCGUACCAGUCACGGGCAGAGACUGUGCGUGACAUCACGGGCAGCGUGGCACUGAAGCAGUGCCGGCACGUGUUCCACGCGAGCUGCCUGGUGCAGAGCCUGGCGACCGACGCUACCAGCAUCACUUGUCCCAACUGUAAGACCAUCCAUGGCACACUUACGGGCACGCAGCCCAGCAACGGUACCAUGCAUGUGCGCCUCAACGAGUAUUCCUUGCCUGGAUACGAUGGCUGCAAGACCUACAAGAUAACAUACAGUUUCCCGCGAGGCAUCCAGGGGCCAGAGCACCCCAGUCCUGGCCGCCCCUACUUCCUGAUAGGCUUCCCUCGCUGCGCCUACCUGCCUGACACGCCUAAGGGUAGGAAGGUACUGCGACUACUUCAAGAGGCGUUUGAUCGACGUCUAAUUUUCACGGUGGGGACGUCGGCGACGACAUCGCAGCCUGACUGCGUCGUGUGGAACGGCGUGCACCACAAGACGGAGGUGACCAACUACGGCGGCCACGGCUACCCCGACCCCAACUACCUCGACAACGUCACCAUGGAGCUCGCCGCCCUCGGCGUCACGGAAGACAACUGUCGAAAUUUUGAUAAUGACUUGGCGACAGCCGACGAUGCUUUCCUGAGCAUCAAUAGCGACUCCAGCUCCACAAUUGGUGCACAGACUUUGAACUCUGUACCUAAUCACAGUGACAUCGCUGCCGGUGACGCCGACUCCAACAACGCCUCUAGAGAUGACUCGACUGGCGCCGGAGACCUCAUGACACGCGACCGUUCUUCCGAUCACUUGCAACAGCGCGGGAUAUGUUCAUGUCCCGUUAACCACACGUGUGGUUAUAAUCAUGGAAGUUAUUCGUCAAGUUCUGCGAAUUAUGGAACUAAUUGUGAUGCAAAUACGAAUUAUGGCAAUCAUUCCUGGGGACCCCAAUAUAAUGAUGGUUAUUCUGGAUGUGCCACGCAUUAUGAUGGUUAUUCUUGUGAUCCCUCAAAUUCGUGGAAUGAUUUUGGAGCUCCUUCAAAUUAUGGCAGUUAUUCUGGCGGUCACUCGACUCAUGCUGGUCAUUCUGGAGGUUACCCAAAUCAUGGUGGUCAUUCUGGAGGUGUCCCAAAUUAUAGCAGUUAUUCUGGAGGUCACCCAAAUCAUGGUGGUCAUUCUGGAGGUCACCCAAAUCAUGGUGGUCAUUCUGGAGGCUACCCAAAUCAUGGUGGUCAUUCUGGAGGUGUCCCAAAUUAUAGCAGUUAUCCUGUGAGUUCCAUAAAUCAUGGCAGUUAUUCUGGAGGCCCGCAGUAUCAUGACAACUAUUCUGGAGCUGCAUCAACCCACGAUGGUUUCUCCGGAGCUCCUAGAAAUUCUGCCAGCCACUCAGGACGUUCCACAAACUGGAGCACAGACUCUAAUGCCAACUCCCCCUACGGUGGACGUUCAUCGAGUAACGACGCUAAUGACAACAUCCGCUCCCCUGUACGUGGCAAAAAUUCUUCAAGAAAGCAAAAGAAUUUUGCGCUUAAUUCUCCUGGAUCACCAAGCCCUUCACCACCUGUCAGCAAAGCCCCGCCUGGGGACCAACAGCACAUCUUCCGAGAUAAUCCUGUAUCCAACGCUGAAAAGAUGCUGCGUGACAUCUCCUUUGAAGUUCCUGUAACGCCUUCUCAAGGAGAAGAUACCGAAAAAUGUUCCAUUUGCUUACACCGCAUCCACGAAGUUUCGCCGGCUCAGUCGCCUACAAGCACAUCACGCGGCCUGGUUGGUGCAGUGAUGCUGGCUAACUGUGGCCACUGCUUCCACUGCUGCUGUCUACUGCCGCUGCUCGUGACGGCGGCGCAGAGCUUCAGUUGUCCGGUCUGUCGGACGCUGCACGGCGCUGUCACGGGCACGCAGCCUGUCGGGGGGCGCAUGAGCAGCAAAGUCGAGAACUCUUCCCUUCCCGGGUUCAAGAAAUGCAAAACUAUCGUCAUAAAUUAUCACAUUCCUGAAGGCAAGCAAGGAAGAGAGCACCCCCACCCCGGGCGGCCCUACGUUCUGAACGGCUUCCCCCGCGUGGCUUACCUGCCUGACAACGAACAGGGUCGCCAGGUGUUGUCUCUCCUGAAGAUCGCAUUUGACAGACGCCUCAUCUUCACCGUUGGACACUCGGCGUCCCUCAACCAGCCUGACUGCGUCAUUUGGGGCGAGAUUUCCCACAAAACUUUCAAGAAGGAUAAUAAAUUUGGGUACCCCGACCCCAAGUACCUGGACAACGUGAUGCUCGAGCUCGCUGCUCAUGGCAUUACCCUUAAGUAUUAGUGUGCGUAUCAACGAUUUUUGCGUCCUUUCGCCUUAUUAGCACAUCAUUAGCGCUUAGUCGUUUAAUUUGGUGUUUGUUGUAAUUGAUAUCGAUUGUUUUGGAUAUAUUGAGUGUUUCACGUUCGUGAAGCUUUCUGUGUGAUGCGCUUCUAGUGCUAUGACUACGUAAAUGGAUUUAAGAACGGUACUUAAUUUUUUAGUAGAGUUCAUCAGAAACGUCAUUGCGCACCCUGGCUAUCUUCAUAUUAAUUGUGUGGUGUAUUAAGAAGUCCUUUGUACAUAAUCAUAUUCUACGAUUGAGCACAUUAUUUUAUAAUAUAGAAAUGUAUCCAUAUAGAUAUAACCCAUUUGAUUAUAUCUUUAAAUGCGUUGAAUAUUUUUCUACUGAGAGAGUUUUUACAAUAAAUAAUUGGUCAAAAAUGACUUGUGUGCUCCCAUGGAAAUCAAGCCUACCUCGUAUAACUUUCUUUCGACUUCUUUUUCAUCGUGAUAUAUGAAAUGACUACACUUCAGAAAAGCUUGCUGGCAGAAAUGAAAUUUCACCAGGCAACAGUUGAAUGACUGGUCGUGUUGAUUGAUGCCAGGUCGCAGCGCUUCGGGUCAUUUUUAAUUUUCAGACAUUUGUGAUGAACUUUCUUCCCUUCCUAUUGUAAUUGUUUGAUAACAUAUCCAGUGUUACAUUAUGAAUUAGUAAAAGCUAUUCUGAGUUUAGUAAAACCUAUUCUAAUUCAAAACGGUUGAGUAUUUGCUUCUUUGAGCCUUGUUUAUAUACUAAGAUCUCGGAAUUCGUUUUGUGUUUGAUGCCGGUGGGACAAUUCUUCACUAAACAUUACUAAUCUUUUUUGUUUCAGCCAUUGAUAACAUUAUUUUGCGCACAAAUAUUCUAUAUUCGUGCACGUACAUUGUAAAAAAAAAUAUUGUCGAGUUAAGUGCACAAUUUUUAUCUUAGUUCAUCUAUCCAGUAGCUGCAAAACAGUGAGGCCCCUGGCAUUAUAGCAGCGAUUGUUUUGACGGUAAUUAUGUCGAUUCAGGUAUCGAAAUGUUCUUCAUAUUUAACUGCGGUUUAAAGAUAAAACAAUGAGACGCUUCUCAAAUUUGAAUUAUGUUAUACAUUCAUAUAAAAAUAUUGUCUAGUG
Molecule: messenger RNA, 4755 nt
Organism: Hyalella azteca
Lineage: Eukaryota; Metazoa; Arthropoda; Malacostraca; Amphipoda; Hyalellidae
Exons: 11
Coding region: 134-3619 (1161 amino acids)
Biological process (GO): Notch signaling pathway; protein ubiquitination
Cellular component (GO): nucleoplasm
Molecular function (GO): ubiquitin protein ligase activity
Source: RefSeq, a predicted model, not a curated record